This is a messenger RNA of Moneuplotes crassus, 712 nucleotides long. Lineage: Eukaryota; Ciliophora; Spirotrichea; Euplotida; Euplotidae. The record is from the annotation of a GenBank genome assembly.
UUAGCUCUUAAAAAAUGAAAUUUUGAAUAUUUUGGGAGUAGAAUUUUUUAUUCGGUUAUAAUUUUGUUUAAUAACUGAAAGAGGCUAUAAUCCGAAUGAGUACUGUGGAUGGUGGCCGUUUGGAAGUUUUGGGGGUUUUGUAUUUUCAAAGAUUUUUGAGGGUGUGAUGAAGAAGACUUAUUGAGGAUUGGUUUUUGUGAUAUUUCCGGUGAAUUUUGUAAUGCUUGGGUAUGGAGUUUGGAUCUUUAUGACGUAUUUUUCAGAUAUUACCAGGAAUAUGUUGGUUUUUGGGCUUCUUUUGGUGCUUCAGAUCUUCCAGUUUAUAUCGUAUUUUAUUAUAUGUUUGAUGGUUAUAUGUACUUGUCAAUGGCACAUUGAUGAGUUCAACCCAAGUGAAGCAAAUCAGCCAUUGAUUGACACCGGAUUACAAGGAAUAGAACUAGAAGAAGUUAUUACAAACAAACCUAAAAAAUUUAACUCCGAAGAGGAGGAAACUUGCUCAAUAUGCUUACUUAAAUUAACAACCCAUCAAGACCUCACCGAGCUCAAACACUGCAAACACAUAUUCCACCAAAACUGCAUCAAACAAUGGCUAAAAAUCGAACCAAAAUGCCCCAACUGAAACACAUCCCUACUCCCUCACAUCCCCUAAAUCCCCCUUCCCUACUCACCCAGCACUCUUCCAACCCCCUAAUCUUUAAUCUCAAAUUCA